CAACGCAUGCGCCUCCCCACACUCACUCACGCUCCAAACCUGCAGGAGCAGACAAUGCAGCCCGCACCGGGGAGCAUUCUGUGAGGACAUAGGCAGCAUCACUUGCCCUGAGCUCCUCCCCCUCCUCUUAGAAGCAUCACAACCCGGAACGGCCCGGGCUCUGAGCGCAGGAUUGAGCUGGGGAGCAGCGAGGUGAGGCCGCUGGCAGCUGCACUGGGUGGUAUGGUGGCUUCCCGCUGAGGGGUGCUGCGUUACCUACAAAAGCCUCUCGGUGAGUGGACCGAACAUCCGGGUUGGAAAAGUUUGAAUUCUCAAGCAUUUCCAAUAACUGCCUUGAACAUUUGUGAGUGACAGAACUGACCACAGCACAUGGAGCAAGCAGGAAAACCCGGCUCAGAGAUACCUGAGCAGGGAAAGUCCCCAUCCAGUUCUCUUAACCCUCAACCUUCACAGUCUGCUUUUCCAUCAAGCCAGGAAUUGCAAGUUGAUGAUGCACUGGCUGGGCGACCCGUGGGGCCUACUCCAAGCCAAAGCCGUUUUCAAGUGGAUCUGGUUACUGAGGGAUCUAAGGAGGCAGCUGCACAGGAACUGCAACAGCAAGCAGAUGGCAUCACACAAAGGGGUAGAGGUGGCUCAGGCAGUGAGGAGGCAAAAGGGCGCUUUAGGGUUAAUUUUGUAGAUCCGGCUUCUCCUGGAGGUAGUUCACCAGAAAAUGCAGGGGUUGAUGGUGGUGGUGGUGGAGUGAGCUUCCAAAAUGGAGACACUGUCCUAAGUGAAGGGAGUUUACAUUCUGGUGGAACUGGACAUCACUAUCAUUACGACACGCAUACUAAUACUUACUACCUUCGCACUUUUGGGCACAACACAAUUGAUGCAGUGCCAAGGAUAGACCAUUACCGGCACACAGCUGCUGACCUUGGCGAAAAGCUACUGAGACCCAGCUUGGCAGAGCUUCAUGAUGAACUGGACAAGGAACCCUUUGAAGAUGGCUUUGCAAAUGGUGAAGAAGGAACACCAACAGGCGAUGCAGCUACUACUGUUGCAGAUAGUAAAGGCGUAGUGAAAUUUGGUUGGAUUAAAGGUGUUUUGGUCCGAUGUAUGCUAAAUAUAUGGGGUGUGAUGCUCUUCAUCAGGUUGUCCUGGAUUGUGGGCCAGGCUGGCAUUGGGCUAACUGUUGUAGUCAUAUCAAUGGCUACUGUGGUGACCACCAUCACAGGACUGUCUACAUCAGCUAUUGCCACCAAUGGAUUUGUGAGAGGAGGGGGUGCAUACUACCUGAUAUCUCGCAGUCUUGGUCCAGAAUUUGGAGGAGCAAUUGGACUGAUUUUUGCAUUUGCAAAUGCUGUAGCAGUAGCAAUGUAUGUGGUGGGUUUUGCAGAGACUGUUGUCGAACUACUUAAGGAAAACGGUGCUCUUAUGGUGGAUGACAUUAAUGAUAUACGAAUUAUUGGUGCAAUCACAGUUGUGCUGUUGCUUGGAAUCUCUGUUGCAGGAAUGGAGUGGGAAGCAAAGGCACAAAUUGUUCUUCUAGUCAUUCUGCUCUUGGCAAUUGUAGACUUCUUUAUUGGAACAGUCAUUCCAUCUGAAGACAAGAAACCAAAGGGAUUUUUUGGUUAUAAAGCCGAUAUUUUCAGUGAAAACUUUGGACCAGAUUUCCGAGAAGGUGAAACUUUUUUCUCGGUUUUUGCAAUUUUCUUUCCUGCUGCAACUGGCAUCUUAGCAGGAGCAAAUAUCUCAGGUGAUCUUGCGGACCCUCAACAUGCCAUACCUAGAGGAACACUACUGGCCAUUCUUAUUACAACUGUGGUCUACAUGGGCGUUGCAGUCUCUGUGGGGUCAUGUGUUGUCCGUGAUGCUUCUGGGGAUGUUAAUAGCACCCUAUCCGCAGCCAUGACAAAUUGCACUACUGCAGCAUGCAAUCUGAAUUAUGACUUUUCAUCUUGUGGGCAUGAGUGUAAAUAUGGAUUAAUGAACAGCUUUCAGGUAAUGAGCAUGGUCUCUGGAUUUGCACCCCUCAUCACUGCAGGAAUCUUCUCUGCUACUCUGUCAUCUGCCCUUGCCUCUUUAGUGAGUGCACCAAAGGUCUUCCAGGCUUUGUGUAAAGACAACAUAUAUCCUGGGCUCCAGAUGUUUGCUAAAGGAUAUGGAAAGAACAAUGAACCCCUCCGUGGCUACCUUCUUACUUUCAUUAUCGCCCUGGGAUUUAUAUUGAUUGCCGAGCUAAACCUGAUUGCACCCAUCAUCUCCAACUUCUUUCUGGCAUCAUACGCCUUAAUAAACUUUUCUGUGUUCCACGCCUCCCUUGCCAAGUCUCCAGGAUGGCGCCCUGCCUUCAGAUACUACAACAUGUGGGUGUCACUCAUUGGAGCUCUCCUGUGCUGUGGAGUCAUGUUUGUCAUAAACUGGUGGGCUGCUCUUUUGACAUAUGUUAUCGUAAUUGGAUUGUAUAUAUACGUCACAUAUAAGAAGCCUGAUGUCAACUGGGGAUCCUCCACACAAGCCUUGACAUACCUAAAUGCUUUGCAACACACUAUUCGUCUUGCUGGUGUAGAAGACCAUGUGAAAAAUUUCAGGCCGCAGUGUCUUGUUUUAAUAGGAGCACCAAAUUCACGUCCAGCUUUGCUUCACUUAGUACAUGCCUUCACCAAAAAUGUUGGCUUGAUGAUCUGUGGACAUGUACAUAUGGGUCCUCGCAGACAAGCGAUGAAAGAACUACUUACAGAUCAAGCACGAUACCAGAGGUGGCUCAUCAAAAACAAGACUAAGGCAUUCUAUUCACCUGUCCAUGCAGAAGACUUACGGGAUGGAGCACAGUAUCUUAUGCAGGCUGCUGGAUUAGGACGGAUGAGGCCAAAUACACUUGUGGUUGGCUUUAAGAAGAACUGGAGUCAAUGUGAUAUGAGAGAAGUGGAAACCUACAUUAACUUGUUUCAUGAUGCCUUCGACUUUCAGUAUGGUGUGGUUGUUAUCCGAUUGAAGGAAGGCUUAGAUAUUUCUCAUCUCCAAGGGCAAGAGGAGUUGUUGUCAUCUCAAGAGAAAUCUCCUGGCACCAAAGAUGUUGUGGUUAAUGUAGACUACAGCAAAAAGGCUGAAGCAGAAUCUUCAAGACCAUUUGCCAGUGACAGCAGUCCUAUGAUGCGGAAAGAUGAGGAAGACGAUGGCAAGACACCAACACAACCACUGUUGAAAAAAGACUCAAAAGGCCAAGGCAUUUCACUGGACACUGCUGACCAAAGGCUUUUGGAUGCUAGCUUACAGUUUCAGAAGAAGCAAGGCAAAAGCACCAUUGAUGUUUGGUGGCUUUUUGAUGAUGGAGGUUUAACAUUGUUAAUUCCAUAUUUGAUUACUUCAAAGAAGAAGUGGAGAGACUGUAAGAUUCGAGUAUUUAUUGGUGGCAAAAUCAAUAGGAUAGAUCAUGACAGAAGAGCCAUGGCAACCUUACUCAGCAAGUUCAGAAUUGACUUCUCUGACAUCAUGGUCCUUGGGGAUAUCAACACAAAACCAAAGAAAGAGAAUGUUGCAGCUUUUGAAGAGAUGAUUGAACCAUUUAGACUUCACGAGGAUGAAAAAGAUCAAGAGGUUGCAGAGAAAAUGAAAGAAGAAGAGCCCUGGAGAAUUACAGAUAAUGAGUUAGAGCUUUAUAAAACAAAAACACACCGCCAGAUUCGAUUGAAUGAGUUGUUGAAAGAGCACUCAAGCACAGCAAAUGCCAUUGUUAUGAGCCUUCCAGUUGCAAGAAAAAGUGCCGUAUCUAGUGCCCUUUAUAUGGCUUGGAUAGAAGCUCUUUCUAAAGACCUGCCACCAAUCCUUCUUGUUCGUGGGAAUCAUCAGAGCGUGCUUACAUUCUACUCCUAAGCACUCCCAGCCACACAUCCCUGAGGAAACGGUACGCCAGCAACUGGAGUGCAGAUGUCAUCACAUUCUCUGCAUCCUUGAUUGGCAGAACUUAACUUUUUUCAUGAUUCCAUAGACUUGAAAGCACACGAAAGAAAAUUACUGUAUUUCCAUGAUCUGGAAAUCAGCCGUUGUACUGCUUCUGUUACAUAACAGGUGGAUCUUGGCUUUAUAAGGGAGAUUCCUAUGUUUGGGACUCUUGAUACGUGGAAAUUUGUUUCUCUGCUACUUGAACAGCAGCAAUAAAAGUGUGAUUGUUUUUAUUUUGACCAGUGAAAGGAUUCUAGAUUUGUAAAGCCUUUAGCCUUGAGGUGCCUUUAUUAAAAUUAACCAAAUUUCACCCAUCCCCCUUUUUAUACACUUGUAUAGAUUGUACAAUCUGCCUUCAACUAGGACUUUAGAUCAAAACCUUCAGUUUCUAGACUCUUCCAUCCUGACGAUAACUUAUGCUGCUUUUCCGUCUUCCAUCAAGCUGUUCAUACCUGUUAAAUGUCAUAAAUGUUUGUUUUAAAGUGUCUGUGAGAUAAAUGCACAGGGUUGAGCAAUGGACAAGUCAGUUAUUUCAAUAAUAAAAACAAAACCAAUAAUCAGUUUGGUGUAUUUGGAAGGUUAACUGAUAUCUUGUAGUAUUAUUUUUGGGCAUAGCCUGUCUUAAACUCCAGCUUUGAGAAACCCUAACACCAUAGCAUUUGUCUUUCUUUUAUAAGACGUGUAUAUGCAAGUAACCCUGAGAAACUAUUAUUGCAAGAAAAGAACUAUUUAGUGUCUAUUAACUGAAUUACUCUCCAUAUAUAGUUUAUAUGAAACCUAAAGAAGGACAGCCUUUGAGCCAGUGAGGCUCAUUGUAAUCAUUUCUAGGACUUUUUUCUCCUGCGAUUAUAAUAGCUAGGAAACGCACAUGUCAUUUUACUGGCUGAUAUAAAUUCCUUUUUGAGAAAUAUGUAAAUAUACUAAGGUCUGGCUGAAAGUCAAGCCUUGGAUACAAGCCAGUUGUGAAUGUACAGGUGUCGGUUAAUACCAUAAAUGAAGCCAUGAAGUAAACCUUGGCACAUACAAUGUAAAACAGACAAAGUUAAAUCACGGUCUGUAGUUUAUGCAGCCCCAGAUUUCCUAAAGCUCUGUUUCUGUAAAUUUAGAAUGUAAUAAACUAGGCAGCUGAGUGCUUCCAACGUUCAUAUUGAAGAGGAACUGUCACUAAAUAAAGCCAGUUAAUAACAAAUAAAUAAAACACACCACACGCAUGAUUGGGUGUCUUUCUAGAUCAGUACAGGAUUAGUUGUAUGUGUUAGCUGUUUUUAUUCUCCUCGGAUAUAAUACUUUUAACGUUAUUGGAGCUGAUUUUAAAUUGAGCGCAACUCGGCUGCAACACUAGUGGGGGGAAUGCUCAGUUCUAUACAGGUAAGGGACCUGUUAUCCAGAAUGCUUGGGACUUGGGGUUUUCCAGGUAAUGGGAUCUUCAUAAAUGAAGUCUACAAAAAUAUAAUUUAAACAUUAAAUAAACCCAACAGAAUUGUUUUGCCACGCAAAGGAUUAAAUGUAUGUAUUAGUACAAGGAAUUGUUAUAUUACUACAGAGAAAAAGGAAAUAAGUUUUAAAUAUUUGAAUUAUUUGAUUAAAAUGGUGUCUAUGGGAGAUGCCCUUCUCAUAAUUCGGAGCUUUCUGGAUAACGGGUUUCUGGAUAAUGGAUCCCAUACCUGUACUAAUAUAAUAUUAUAUACAGAAAUUUCAUGUAGAUGGCUUUAAAUGAUUGCAGUGCUGGUGUUUGUGACUUUAUGGGGGCUUUACGUUCAAGGUGUUAAAUACAUGUUUCUCCUUUCCUCACUGAAGGACUUAAAUAUUUCACUUGGGAAGGCAAAAUGUGUCUUUAAGUUGCCUUUAAAUGGAAUUGUGACAUGUUUGCCUAGUGCUUUGUAACAAGUGAUGGUUUGAGUUUGAGACUGUACUCAUCUCUCUUUGCUGCUCUUUAUGUUCUCCAACUUGAUUGUAAAUCUUCCCUUGAACACUUGUACGGAGUUUGAGAUGAGAACACUGUAUAUGUUAUUUAUUCCUGAUAACUGUGUCCUGGAAGUCUGUGCUUAUGGUGGGGAAUAUUCAAGUUGUGUUUUUAUCUGUAAAGAAAAAAAAUGAAUGAAGAAUGAACAUACAAUAUGUGGGGGAAUUCAUUCAGUCCAUUACGUGUUUAGACAUUUAUUGCCAGAAAGAUCACACAAAUGAUGUGUAAUGGAAAAAAAUGUUUUAAAUUGGCAUAUAAACAUUUGACUUAAACAAUGAAAAA
Xenopus tropicalis (tropical clawed frog) is the source of this 6169-nucleotide messenger RNA. It is a transcript of the gene slc12a2, whose product is annotated as solute carrier family 12 member 2. The record is from RefSeq and is a predicted model, not a curated record. Gene Ontology annotation, biological process: monoatomic ion transport; chloride transmembrane transport; transmembrane transport. Bases 370 to 3855 code for a protein of 1161 amino acids. Gene Ontology annotation, cellular component: membrane; plasma membrane. Lineage: Eukaryota; Metazoa; Chordata; Amphibia; Anura; Pipidae. Gene Ontology annotation, molecular function: transmembrane transporter activity; monoatomic cation transmembrane transporter activity; chloride:monoatomic cation symporter activity. The transcript is spliced from 28 exons.